GGGCGGGCCUUCCGGGUGUGUGUUUCCGGCGUCGGCGGCCGCGGCCGGGGACGGUGUGAGAGCGGUAAGAUGGCGGCGGCAGCGGUGGUAGAGUUCCAGAGAGCCCAGUCUCUACUCAGCACCGACCGGGAGGCCUCCAUCGACAUCCUCCACUCCAUCGUGAAGCGUGACAUUCAGGAAAAUGAUGAGGAGGCAGUGCAGGUCAAAGAGCAGAGCAUCCUUGAACUGGGGUCUCUCCUGGCAAAGACUGGACAAGCUGCAGAGCUUGGGGGACUCCUGAAGUAUGUACGACCCUUCUUGAAUUCCAUCAGUAAGGCUAAAGCAGCUCGCCUAGUCCGGUCUCUUCUUGAUCUGUUUCUUGAUAUGGAAGCAGCUACAGGGCAGGAGGUUGAGUUGUGUUUAGAGUGCAUUGAAUGGGCCAAAUCAGAGAAAAGGACUUUCUUACGCCAAGCUUUGGAGGCAAGACUGGUGUCUUUGUACUUUGAUACCAAGAGGUACCAGGAAGCUUUGCAUUUGGGUUCUCAGUUGCUGCGGGAGUUGAAAAAGAUGGAUGACAAAGCCCUUUUGGUGGAAGUACAACUUUUAGAAAGCAAAACAUACCAUGCCCUGAGCAAUCUGCCGAAAGCUCGAGCUGCCUUAACCUCUGCUCGAACCACAGCAAAUGCCAUCUACUGUCCCCCUAAAUUGCAGGCCACCUUGGACAUGCAGUCAGGUAUUAUCCAUGCAGCAGAGGAGAAGGACUGGAAAACUGCAUACUCAUACUUUUAUGAGGCAUUUGAGGGUUAUGACUCCAUCGAUAGCCCCAAGGCCAUCACAUCUUUGAAGUACAUGUUGCUGUGCAAAAUCAUGCUCAACACCCCAGAAGAUGUCCAGGCUUUGGUGAGCGGGAAACUUGCACUUCGGUAUGCAGGGAGGCAGACAGAAGCAUUAAAAUGUGUGGCUCAGGCUAGCAAGAACAGAUCGCUGGCAGAUUUUGAAAAGGCCCUGACAGAUUACCGGGCAGAGCUCCGGGAUGACCCAAUCAUCAGCACACACUUGGCCAAGUUGUAUGAUAACUUACUGGAGCAGAAUCUGAUCCGAGUCAUUGAACCUUUUUCUCGAGUACAGAUUGAACACAUAUCUAGCCUCAUCAAACUCUCUAAGGCCGAUGUGGAAAGAAAAUUAUCACAGAUGAUUCUUGACAAGAAGUUUCAUGGGAUUUUGGACCAAGGGGAGGGUGUCCUGAUUAUUUUCGAUGAACCCCCAGUAGAUAAAACUUAUGAAGCUGCUCUGGAAACAAUUCAGAACAUGAGUAAAGUAGUGGAUUCCCUCUACAACAAAGCCAAGAAACUGACAUAGAAUUGGAUCUGUAGCGGUCCUUUGGAGAGUGUGUGUGGCGGGAGAGUGAAACCUUGGGGCAAAAUGCUAGGAGAUUUCUUUUUUCUUUUUGUUCUACUUUUCGCUCGGAAAGUUUUUAAAUCCUCAUUUGGUGCAUCUGUAUUCCAACCCAUAGGUGUGCCAGUUUUCAUGUAAUCUUUACUGGCCCAACUUGGGAGUGGGAAAUUGCUUUAAAAAAAAAAAAAAAGAAAGAAAAAAAAGAUUAUUCUAAAUAAAAGGAAAAAGGCUUACACUACCUAAAGCUGUGCUCUCUGCCUCCUGGGAGAGGGCCGCAAAGCCAGACACCCCGCCAACCACUGGGGGCCCUAAUCUACCCGCUGGGCGUCACCUCUCCUCUUCUUCAGAAUUGGGUGUUUGCUGACCAUCAAAAGCAAUGACUUUUUAUUCUGUUUGUACUGAACCAAAACAAACAACUGUGUAUAGACUGCUAUUUUCUUUUUUAUUUGAAAUGAGGCGUUUCGAUGUUCUUUCCCUUGCCAUUUGGCCUGUCCAUCCUUCCUUUCCUGAUAUUGGCUCCAGCAGACUAGCCGAAGGUCCUUCCACUACCGCCACUGCCGCCGCCGCCGCCGCCGCCGCCGCAGCAGCAGCACCUACAAGGCUCCGCUCUGACCUGUGAAAGGAAUGGGGACAAGGCCAGGAGCUAGUGUCCACCACGGCCACACAGGGAGCAGCGUGGGCCCUCAGCCCCCAGGGGACCUGCUGUGCAUGUGGCUUUUUUUAACACAGUAAUUAGAUUAGAUGUCAGUGUUUUAACUGCCCCUCUUCUCUGUCCUCUACUCUUCUUUCUCUUCUCUUUCCCCUUUCUCAAUCAGGAGACCACUUUUUCCUUCCCUCUCCUACUCCUCCUCUCCUGCUGUCAGAUGGAUUUAUUCCUUUUUAAAACAGUGAACAUCGGAAAUGAGACUGUGGGCUGUUUUUGUUUUAUUUUGUUUUUUUAAUUUUCUCUGUUGGGUUUUCAAGCAACCUCAUGUCUCCUUUCCAGGGAGCGUCUUUAUUUACCUCUUAGAACUCGAAUGGAUGGGCGGUAGAGCACUGUAUUUCAGCAUGCUUUGUUUUCUGAUAUGAUUACAUAGCAAGGCUUUAAUGCCAUUUGGGCAGGUAAGCUUCAGCACCUUGUCGCUGUGCUCAACAAUAUUUUCUUCUCUCAUCUUCUCUUUUUUCUUCUCCCCCUCUUCCUGUCUCCUUCCUGCUGGCCUCCUUUUCUCUUUCUUUACCUUUCUCAGAUUAUCCUUCCAGGUUUUCGUAAUAAAUUUAUAUUUUGUAAAAGGAUUUUGUUGUACCAGGUUUUGCAUCUUCACUGAAUCUGACUGGCUUUUAUUUUCCUCUCUGAAAUCAGGUUUUUGUUCUUAACAUCUUCUCUCCCCAUCAUGUCCAGUCACUGUUUUGGUUUUGGCACCAUCAAUAUCCAAUGUACAAACGGUUCUUGCUAACCAACACCGGGUAUAUCUGAUGUUCAGAUGAGUUCCAAUAAAAUAAUUUUUUUUUCAAAA
This is a messenger RNA of Marmota monax (woodchuck), 2867 nucleotides long. RefSeq names its product proteasome 26S subunit, non-ATPase 11 (gene Psmd11). Gene Ontology annotation, cellular component: proteasome regulatory particle, lid subcomplex. Gene Ontology annotation, biological process: ubiquitin-dependent protein catabolic process. Gene Ontology annotation, molecular function: protein binding; structural molecule activity. The record is from RefSeq and is a predicted model, not a curated record. The transcript is spliced from 14 exons. Lineage: Eukaryota; Metazoa; Chordata; Mammalia; Rodentia; Sciuridae. The coding region runs from base 70 to 1338 and encodes 422 amino acids.